AUGCUCCGCUCGGGCGCACAGCGGCUGCGGGGCCUCCGGCUGCAGAGCCUCCCGCUGCGGGGCUCCCCCGGCCGCCCGCGCUUAGCCUGCGGCCGCCAAGGAGAGGAGAACCCACCCUUAUCUGCAGAAACAAGAUGGAAAGACAGAGCAGAAACUGUGAUCAUUGGAGGCGGCUGCGUUGGUGUGAGUCUGGCUUAUCAUCUCGCCAAAGCGGGGAUGAAAGAUGUGGUCCUCCUGGAAAAAUCCGAGCUCACAGCUGGAUCUACCUGGCACGCAGCAGGUUUAACAACUUACUUUCAUCCUGGCAUAAACUUGAAGAAGAUACAUUAUGAUAGCAUCAAACUUUAUGAGAAAUUGGAAGAAGAAACUGGACAGGUGGUGGGAUUCCAUCAGCCAGGUAGUAUCAGAAUUGCCACAACUCCCGUAAGGGUCGAUGAAUUUAAAUAUCAGAUGACUCGGACUGGCUGGCAUGCAACAGAACAGUAUAUUAUUGGGCCUGAAAAAAUUCAAGAGAUGUUCCCUUUACUCAACAUGAAUAAGGUUUUAGCUGGACUGUAUAAUCCUGGAGAUGGUCAUAUUGAUCCUUACUCUCUAACUAUGGCCCUAGCUGCUGGGGCUAGGAAAUAUGGUGCCCUUCUAAAAUAUCCCGCCCCGGUGACUUCUCUGAAACCCAGGUCUGAUGGAACAUGGGAUGUUGAAACGCCACAGGGAUCUAUGAGAGCGAAUAGAGUUGUGAAUGCUGCAGGAUUUUGGGCUCGUGAAGUAGGUAAGAUGGUGGGACUAGAACAUCCUCUCAUUCCGGUCCAGCAUCAAUAUGUUGUUACAUCGACCAUACCAGAAGUGAAAGCUUUGAAACGAGAACUGCCGGUGCUCCGUGACCUGGAAGGCUCCUAUUAUCUCCGACAGGAAAGGGAUGGGCUUCUGUUUGGUCCAUACGAGAGUCAGGAGAAAAUGAAAGUGCAGGAUGCGUGGGUCACCAAUGGAGUCCCUCCAGGGUUUGGAAAGGAGCUCUUUGAGUCUGAUCUUGACCGAAUCAUGGAACACGUUGAAGCUGCCAUGGAAAUGGUUCCAGUCUUGAAAAAGGCUGACAUCAUCAAUAUCGUCAAUGGCCCUAUCACCUAUUCUCCUGACAUUCUGCCUAUGGUGGGGCCCCAUCAGGGGCUCAGAAACUACUGGGUGGCUAUAGGCUUUGGAUAUGGCAUAAUCCAUGCUGGCGGGGUGGGGAAGUAUCUCAGUGACUGGAUCCUGCAUGGAGAACCGCCGUUUGAUCUGAUAGAAUUGGAUCCUAAUCGCUAUGGCAAAUGGACGACAACUCAGUACACUGAGGCCAAAGCAAGAGAGUCAUAUGGAUUCAACAAUAUUGUUGGUUAUCCUAAAGAAGAACGAUUUGCUGGGAGGCCAACUCAUCGAGUCAACGGGCUUUAUAAAACCCUGGAGUCUAAGUGUUCCAUGGGUUUCCAUGCAGGCUGGGAGCAGCCACAUUGGUUCUACAGACCGGGUCAGGACACUCAGUACAGGCCCAGUUUUCGUCGCACAAACUGGUUUGAGCCUGUGGGAUUUGAGUAUAAACAGGUUAUGCAAAAAGUAGGGGUUAUUGACCUGUCACCAUUUGGCAAGUUUAACAUCAAAGGCCAAGAUUCUGUUCGAUUGUUGGACCAUCUCUUUGCAAAUGUCAUCCCAAAGGUGGGUUUUACGAAUAUAAGUCACAUGUUGACACCAAAAGGUCGAGUAUAUGCUGAGUUGACUGUUUCUCACCAAACUCCUGGGGAGUUUUUACUAAUAACUGGUUCUGGAUCUGAACUUCAUGAUCUUCGAUGGAUUGAAGAAGAGGCUGUCAACGGUGGAUAUGAUGUUGAAAUUAAAAACAUAACCGAUGAGCUUGGGGUCCUUGGUGUUGCAGGGCCCCAUGCAAGAAAGGUUCUUCAGAAACUGACCGCUGAGGAUCUUAGUGACGAUGUUUUCAAGUUUCUUCAAACCAAGUCUUUAAAGGUUUCAAACAUUCCUGUCACUGCUAUUAGGAUAUCUUAUACUGGUGAGCUGGGUUGGGAGCUGUACCACAGACGAGAAGACUCUGCAGCCCUUUAUGACGUUAUCAUGAACGCAGGCCAGGAGGAGGGAAUCGAUAACUUCGGAACAUACGCCAUGAAUGUCUUAAGACUGGAGAAGGCUUUCAGAGCCUGGGGGUCAGAGAUGAACUGUGAUACAAAUCCCUUGGAAGCUGGACUGGAAUAUUUUAUAAAGUUAAACAAGCCAGCAGACUUCAUAGGAAAGCAAGCACUGAAACAGAUUAAAGCCAAGGGGCUGAAACGGAGACUGGUCUGCCUCACCUUGGCAACGGACGAUGUUGAUCCGGAGGGAAAUGAAAGCAUCUGGUAUGAUGGCAAGGUGGUUGGCAACACGACAUCUGGAAGCUACAGUUACAGCAUCCAGAAGAGUCUGGCAUUUGCCUAUGUCCCUGUAGAGCUAAGUAAAGUAGGACAACAGGUGGAAGUUGAACUGUUGGGCAAAAAUUACCCAGCAAGUGUCAUACAGGAACCCUUGGUAUUGACAGAACCAACCAGAAACCGGCUUCAGAAGAAAGGUGGAAAGGACAAAAUUUGAAAAAGACCUUUGGCAGGCAACUGAAUUAUGUUAGCUCUAUGACUAUGCCAAACAUCAUAACUGAUUGUUGGGGGAAUACAAGAAACCAAGAAUUCAUUUCAAAAUCUUCAAAAUCUAGAUUUAUGAUCUCAAUAAAAUCUUUCUCAAUUUUUUCCUCAGCAAGAGAGAAUAAUGGAUUAGUGAUUUAUGUUGUUCUUUCAAAUGAAAACAUUUGAAAUGAGUGUUUUUUCAUUAACCUAUGCUGUUUGUAAAACUCAACAAAACAUUUAAGUGUCCGCUAAUAUACAAUCACUCUUACAAUUGAAUUAGAGGAUGUUGUAUAAUUUUGGGAAUAUAUGCUCAUGGUUCUUGUACCUGAAAACAAAUUGUUUUACGUAAAAGCAAAAGCGGUACUCUGGAUGGAUUUGUUUCAUUGGGAAACAGUGGUUGAACAAGGGAUAGUUUUAAUUUUUUAUUGUACAUCUACAAUGAAAAUAGUAAAAUUUAAUAUUGAUACAUA
Molecule: messenger RNA, 3100 nt
Organism: Mustela lutreola (European mink)
Lineage: Eukaryota; Metazoa; Chordata; Mammalia; Carnivora; Mustelidae
Gene: DMGDH
Product: dimethylglycine dehydrogenase
Exons: 16
Coding region: 1-2601 (866 amino acids)
Cellular component (GO): mitochondrion
Molecular function (GO): oxidoreductase activity; protein binding
Source: RefSeq, a predicted model, not a curated record